Messenger RNA from Sesamum indicum (sesame), 2281 nucleotides. RefSeq names its product ABC transporter G family member 9. Gene Ontology annotation, biological process: transmembrane transport. NCBI's taxonomy places the organism in Eukaryota, Viridiplantae, Streptophyta, Magnoliopsida, Lamiales, Pedaliaceae. Gene Ontology annotation, cellular component: plasma membrane. The record is from RefSeq and is a predicted model, not a curated record. Gene Ontology annotation, molecular function: ATP hydrolysis activity; ATP binding; ABC-type transporter activity.
UAGGCCGACUGGAACGCCAAGGUGCGUGCCUGAUAGGUGUAAAUAUAACACAAACUCAAGGCAGGAAACCGCACUAAAACAAUUGCGCUUGAAGAGAAAAUCUUGUGACACUUGGGCAGCAUGUCACCAUUGCAAUCGCCGCCUCGGGGCAUUGCACUUGAAGACUGCAGAGGUGUGAAUAAUUUGAUCAAUAGGGAUGGUGCGGUGGAGGGGAAGACGUCGGCGGUGAUGGUUGACGUCGAAGCACAAAUUCAGGAUGAAAAUCACGCCAUCUUCAAGAAAGCUAAAUCUCGCGUCACAUUGAAGUUUGCGGAUGUUGUCUACAAAGUUACAAUCGGGCAAAGCAAAAAACUAUUGAACAAAAAUACAAAUUCCGAAGAGAAACUAGUGCUCAAGGGCAUCACAGGUGUGGUGCGGCCAGGCGAAAUGCUAGCCAUGCUCGGCCCAUCAGGCAGCGGCAAAACAACUCUGUUAACUGCCCUUGGAGGCCGACUAGUCAGCGGCCAUCUUGGCGGCGCCAUAACUUACAACGGCAAGCCAUUCUCCACCACCAUGAAACGCAAUACGGGCUUCGUCACACAAGACGACGUCCUAUAUCCUCACCUGACGGUGACUGAAACACUAGUAUACACAGCUCUCUUACGCUUGCCGAGAACUUUAACUAAAGAGCAAAAGGUACAAAAAGCUGAUGCUGUGAUCAAUGAGCUUGGAUUGUCCAAGUGCCGGGAUAGCAUUAUAGGGGGACCCUUUUUGAGGGGUGUCUCUGGAGGCGAGAGAAAAAGAGUCAGUAUAGGGCAAGAAAUGUUGAUGAAUCCGAGCCUGCUAUUUCUUGAUGAGCCCACGUCCGGGCUCGACUCGACCACUGCUCAGAGGAUUGUGCACACAUUACGGGAGUUGGCUGAAGGGGGCAGAACUGUCCUGAUGACCAUUCACCAGCCUUCGAGCAGGCUGUUUUACAUGUUUCAUAAGGUUCUGUUGUUGUCUGACGGGAACCCUUUGUACUUCGGAAAAUGCUCCAGUGCCAUGGAUUAUUUCUCUAACAUCGGGUUUUCUCCAUCGGUCCCCAUGAAUCCUGCAGAUUUCUUGUUAGACCUUGCCAACGGAGUAUCAAUGGACGGUUUUCAAGAAUUAGAUCAAACGGGCAUCAAGCAGACUUUGGUGUCAGCUUACAAGACCAAUUUGUCAGAGAGUGUGAAGUCUGACCUUGCUGAUGAUAAUGAAUACAAUGAGUGGUCACUGGAUGAUCAAAAACAGUUGAAGAGGUGGUCCAACACUUGGUGGGGACAGUUCUCGGUUUUAUUCAUAAGAGGAUUAAAAGAAAGAAAGCAUGAAACUUUCAAUGUAAUGAAGGUUCUCCAGGUUCUAUCUGUUGGUAUAAUGUCUGGGCUGUUAUGGUGGCAUUCGGACAUGAGUCAUCUACAAGACCAGGUGGGGUUUUUCAACUUCUCCGCUGGAUUCUGGAGCUACUUCCCAGCGUUCGAGGCUAUUUUCACAAUACCUCAAGAACGCAUGAUGCUUGAGAAGGAAAGAUCUUCAGGCAUGUACCGCUUGUCCUCAUUCUUCAUGGCAUUAACCCUCGGCGACCUCCCCAUGCAACUCGUCCUUCCCACCAUUUAUUACACCCUAACCUACUGGAUGGCGGGUCUGAAACCCAAACCCGGAUAUUUCUUGGCGGGUUUCUUCAUUACCCUAUACAACGUUGUGUGCUCUCAAGGCCUCGGUCUUGCUAUUGGGGCCGUCGUCAUGGACAUGAAAGCCGCCACCGUACUUGGAGCCAUCAUCAGUUUGGUCUUCCAGCUCGCAGGUGGAUAUUUUGUCCAGAACAUACCCACAUUCAUGAAAUGGCUCAAGUAUUUAUCCCUUAUUCGGCACACGUUCAAGCUCUUGUUAGGGUCACAAUACAGGCCUGGAGAGACGUAUCCUUGUGCUGAUAAUAAGACUUGCCUGGUUGAGGAUUUCCCACCGAUAAAGGCCAUCGGCGGGCAAGCCGCUUCAAUAAUUGCCAUGGCGAUAAUGUUUGUGGGAUAUAGAUUGAUUGCAUAUCUUGCGCUCAUGAGAAUUGGUGCGACGAGGAAAUUAAAUUGAGUUUUGCAUAAGAGUAGGCAUGAGAGAAUUGUGACAGAAGUGUUACAUAUAUGUUAGUACGUUGCUGCAGGGGGGUUUCUAACGCAGCUGAACAAAUCCAGCCACAGGGCUGACUACCCCCUUCCCACUAGUCCAGAUAUGUCUAAAACUUCUCACUUUGACAGUGAUUUGAAUAAAACUCAAUAAUCUUAGUGCC